AGGAGAGAAGAGAAUGGUGGGGAGGCGCUACCGCCCGAGCCUGCCGCUGCUUGUGAUUGAUCGAGGCUGCCUUCAGUCAUGCUCCGCGCCCCGCCUAAUCUCCAUCCCGGAAGAGAAGGACCAGUUUUCCUAGCUGCAUAGCUUAUUGAUAACAAUAUUUGUCUCUUAAGAGCUCUCCUUGCAUUUAACAGAGGGACAUGGCUGUGAGAGCUUGUGGCUUGAUCAUCUUCAGGAGGCUGCACUCAGCACCACCUUCUAAGGUCACUGACAGUAUUGAAUACCUCCUCCUUCAGACAUCCUAUGGGACCCAUCACUGGACGCCACCCAAAGGCCACGUGGACCCAGGAGAGGAUGACCUGCAGACAGCCUUCCGGGAAACACAGGAGGAGGCUGGUCUUCAGGCCAGUCAGCUCACCCUCAUAGAGGGGUACAAGAAAGAACUGCACUAUCCUGUCCGUGGCAAACCUAAGACAGUCAUUUACUGGCUGGCAGAAGUGAAGGACUGUAACACAGCAAUCAAACUCUCGGAGGAGCACCAGGCUUUCCGGUGGCUGAAGCUGGAGGAUGCUUGCAAAUUUGCAGAAUAUGAGGACAUGCAAGCGACACUGAAAGAAGUGCAUCAGUUUCUCUGCUCCAAAGAAUAAAACCUUUCGUGAAGGGCAAGGGGAAUUUUUGAAGAAACGUGGCCUGCUUUUUUUUUUUUUUUUAAUUUUUUUUAACCAGAGGAGGAACUAUAUGCCUGAAAAAAUGUAGAUUUCUCUUUUAAAUCUAGAAAAAUUCAUUGAAGAUACUUAGACCUUUUAAAGAGCUUAUCCUUUUGUCUUCCCUGACUAAUGCAAAAGAGCAUGGUCUGAUUGAACCACAAGCCAGAGAUGUCUGAAUUGAAACCCAGAGCUAACAAAGACUUCCUCUGUCCCUGUCUCCUUCCCCCCCACCCCGCCUUGAAGUGCUCAGCAACCACAGAUCUUUUUGAAAAAUCAAACACUUGAUAUUUCUUGACUUGCUGGUGUAGAACUACAGACUUGAGAAAAUGAGCAUAUGGAGAUUUUUAAUAACAAAAUGUUUACUGCAGAAGUUGCACCUUGCAUUUGAAAUGGGGAAAUAGUAGUUCUGUUCCCAGAUGAUAUGCUGUGAUGACUUGUCAAAUCAUUUCAGGUCUUGUUUGUUUGUAUCAUGAAUUUAUGUACAUCACUGAUGUACCGUUGUGAAAACAUUUUCCAUCCAAAGACUCUUAGUAAACAGUUGAUGUACAGCA
Chroicocephalus ridibundus (black-headed gull) is the source of this 1255-nucleotide messenger RNA. RefSeq names its product nudix hydrolase 2 (gene NUDT2). NCBI's taxonomy places the organism in Eukaryota, Metazoa, Chordata, Aves, Charadriiformes, Laridae. The transcript is spliced from 4 exons. Gene Ontology annotation, molecular function: bis(5'-nucleosyl)-tetraphosphatase (asymmetrical) activity. Gene Ontology annotation, biological process: AMP biosynthetic process; ATP biosynthetic process. The coding region runs from base 198 to 644 and encodes 148 amino acids. The record is from RefSeq and is a predicted model, not a curated record.